Molecule: messenger RNA, 873 nt
Organism: Ilex paraguariensis (yerba mate)
Lineage: Eukaryota; Viridiplantae; Streptophyta; Magnoliopsida; Aquifoliales; Aquifoliaceae
Source: the annotation of a GenBank genome assembly
AAAAUUAUGCCAAAACCAUGGCGCAGGUUCUAAACCUACGCCCUCCAACACCGUCGCUUCGCCGCUCCUCGUCAACCCUUCCGAACUCAUCUCUUCGUACUCUAUUCAGCAGCACUGCCCACCGCCAUAGCUGGACUUCCCUGCAGCACAAGAUAAAAUGCAGAGGCAGAUUUUCUUGUCUCUUCUCAGACAAUCGCAAACAGGAAGAGGCCAGGAAAGCAUUAGAAACUGCACUUGGCGGAAAGAAAACUGAGUAUGAAAAAUGGGACAAAGAAAUUAAGAGGAGAGAGGAAGCGGGUGGAGGAGGUGAUUCUGGCAAAGGGGGUUGGUUUAGAUGGGGUCGAUGGUUUGGUGGAUCAGAUGGUGAUCGUUUCUGGCAGGAAGCACAGCAAACAAGUCUUACUGUCUUAGGUAUUAUUGUCAUGUAUCUGAUAAUUGCGAAAGGUGACGUGUUGCUUGCUGUCAUCUUCAAUCCAUUGCUGUUUGCUUUGCGAGGAUCAAGGAAUAGUUUCACUUUUAUAACAUCACAGAUUCUUGGAAAGGCAUAUCCUGCUAGUCAUGCCAAUUUUGAUAAUACUCCCAAGGACCAAGUCUAUACCGGUGAAUCUGCUAAAGAGAGAGUAGUGAGAAAAUGGGGAAGUGAUUGAUAGUUCGUUUCAGAUGCAAAUAUCAGUUUGUUGUCCACAUGCUGCAUCUGGUGGUUAGCAUUGUGGCCAUGUUUGUUUGUUUGUUUUUUUUUUUUCCUGAAUUGUGGAACUUGUAGAACAUUCCCAUUUAUCAUCUGAGGUUAAUGUGGCAUGCUUCACUUUCAUGCUUGAUGACUACCCCAAUUUUAUGGCAGGAUUUUACUUGCUACUUUACUUUCUAGAAAAG